Molecule: messenger RNA, 7473 nt
Organism: Perca fluviatilis (European perch)
Lineage: Eukaryota; Metazoa; Chordata; Actinopteri; Perciformes; Percidae
Gene: mef2d
Product: myocyte enhancer factor 2d
Exons: 13
Coding region: 665-2446 (593 amino acids)
Biological process (GO): cell differentiation; positive regulation of transcription by RNA polymerase II
Molecular function (GO): RNA polymerase II cis-regulatory region sequence-specific DNA binding; histone deacetylase binding; protein dimerization activity
Source: RefSeq, a predicted model, not a curated record
CAGAGAUUUCCAGGUCAGGAAAGGGCACGGGCUGAGAUCCAUUCCUUGGGAAGCGGAGCCACUGUCGCAAACAGUCCCAGACAGCGAUUCUCUCCUUUUACAGCCCUCUCUUCGGUCAUCUGACUGUAGCUCGCCAAGUUCGGACCUGUGAGGAUUUGAUUUCCACAGCUUUGGACUUAGCGUCGGAUCCCAAUAGUCACCGGCGGCCUUCAUCGGAGCUGACAGGGGGAGAAGAUGUGGCGUGCAGCCGGCAGAGUUUGACAGCAGAGGAGUCAUUUUGGAAUCGAGUGUAGAGCGUUUGGGCUGAGGGGCACGAGACAUUACCGGAGCUGCCCAGCUGAGGUGAAGGGGAGGGCAUAGGAUCCCAGUGCAGCCUGAGUGUGGAUGACCUGCCCCCACCUGGAAAACAGGACCAUGAUCUGAAGAGGGCACAGCACACCAAAACCCUGUUCUUCCUCUCCUCCUUCUCCCUAUUUUAUUUUUUUAUAUAUUUUUUGUUUUAAAUCUACGGGGCGACAGCCUCCCUGCCCGGCUGCUUUCCUGACUGAGUCCGCGUGCACGGACAGGACAAACGGAAGGAGACCAGACAUUUAAGGAGGAAGACAUACAGCGACAGCCCCCCCCCCCCCCUCUCCCUUGCCCCUCCCACCGCCACACCGGAAACAUGGGGAGGAAAAAGAUUCAGAUCCAGAGGAUCACUGACGAACGCAACAGACAGGUGACGUUCACCAAGCGGAAGUUCGGCCUGAUGAAGAAGGCGUACGAGCUGAGCGUCCUGUGCGACUGCGAGAUCGCCCUCAUCAUCUUCAACCACUCCAACAAGCUGUUCCAGUACGCCAGCACCGACAUGGACAAGGUCCUGCUCAAGUACACUGAGUACAACGAGCCGCACGAGAGCCGAACCAACGCCGACAUCAUCGAGGCUCUGAACAAGAAAGAGCACCGGGACUCUGAGAGCCCAGACCCCGAGGAGCCCUUCUCCCUCACCCCCCGCACUGAGGAGAAAUACAAAAAAAUUGACGAGGAGUUUGAUAAAAUGAUGCAGAACUAUAGGCUGUCAUCCACAGUCCCACAGCCCACCUUCUCCAUGCCAGUCACCGUGCCAGUAUCCAAUCAGAACGCGGCGGCGGCGGCCCUCCAGUUCAGCAGCAACCCCGGCGGCGCCCUGGUCACCACCACCUCCUACGUCACCUCCACCCUCACAGACCCCCGCCUCCUGUCGCCACAGCAACCGGCUCUGCAGAGGAACACCGUGUCGCCAGGGUUACCACAGCGACCAGCCAGCGCAGGAGCUCUGUUGGGAGACAUGGGGAACUCCAAUGGAGCGUGCCCGAGUCCAGUCCCUAACGGUUACAUCAGUGCCAGGGCCUCCCCGGGCCUCCUCUCCGUCUCCAACGGCAACAGCCUGGGGAAAGUAGUCCCGGCUAAGUCUCCGCCUCCGCAUAGCCCUCAGAUGGUCAACAGCCGCAAGCCGGACCUGAGGGUCAUCACCUCGCAGAGCGGCAAGAGCCUCAUGCAGCUGACAGAGGAAGAGCUGGAGUUGGUGAGUGAGAAUGCUCAACGGCUAGGUGGCUCCCAGGUGGUGCAGUCGCUCACCACGCCAGUGGUCUCCGUGGCAACACCCAGUCUCCUGGCGCCGUUCUCCGGCAUGCAGACAGCCUACAACACUGAGUACCAGCUGACGAGCGCGGAUCUCACGGCGCUCCAGACGUUCACACCACCGGGGCUGGUGCCUGGCAACAUGGCUGCCUGGCAACAGCAACCCACAGUCUCCCAGCAACAACAGCAGCAGCAGCAGCAACAACAGCAGCAGCAGCAGCAACAACAACAGUCCCAGCAGCUGAGCCUGGCGUCGCUCAGUAACUUGGUCAUGUGGGGUGCAGAGAAACAGAAUGCAGAGAUGGUUAACUGCAUCUCCAAUUUUGCUGCUAACCUGAGCUUGGCCUCUCAGUCCAACUUGCUCUUUGGCAGGGAGGACGGCCUCUGCUGGCCGGUGGGUCACAUACCUCAGGGCGCCGCGCUGACCGUCAACACGAACCCCAACAUCAACAUAAAGUCUGAACCGGUCUCCCCAAACCGCGACCGCAGCACCCCCAGCUCCACCUGCGGCACCGGGGGAGGGGGAGGCGGCGGUGGAGGCGGCCAGAUUCAACUCCAGGGACAAGGUCUGGUGUCGGUGGCCUACCCUGGUUCCCUGCGCCUGGAAGUGGGCGGCCAAGGCCGCUCGCCAGUCGACAGCCUCAGCAGCAACGGCAGCUCGUACGAGGGCAGCGACCGGGACGACGGCGCCCAGGGGCGGGGCGGCGGGGUUCCGGACUUCCUCCACCAGGCCGGUGCCGGGGGCCAGCAGCCCACCAUGGUCCUCCUGCGGCCCUCGUCGGCCGAGCCCCAGGAGCAGGACGGGACCAACGUCAAGAGGAUGAGACUGGAUACCUGGGUCACAUGAAGAGACGAGCGGAGAGGGACGGAUGGACGGACGGACAGAUGGAGGAUGGAGAUGGAGAUGUGUACUUGUUGCUUGUGUACAUGCCCCCAUCAGCCCUAAUGCCCCUCAAUCUCCUUCUUCGUGCAUUCACACACACACACACACACACAUAUAUAUAUAUAUUUAUACCUGCCAUCGACCCAGUUCUGUCAAAACAGGAAAAGCUGACCUCGCACACACACACACACACACACGCACAGAUAGAGAGACACAACACGAGCAUGCUAACACACCGUCAUGUCGUCGCACGUGUGGACACUGACACACACUUGUAUGGCAAUGUGCAUACACAUUUGAACUCUAAUGUACUUUCACACACACAGACACUCACACACACAAAAAAAACCCCAAAGGGGUUGAGCUACCAAACCAGGGACUAUUUGUCAAAAUAAUUUAUUCAGCUGUAUUUGAAUAGAAGUGAGUGUUUUGAAUCAGGCAACAGUGGCUAGUAAAACUCCAAAUGUCGGCCACUUGGACGAUUUCUCCCGACAUGCUGACAGCCGCCAGCAGAGCAAACAAACACCUUGGUUUCCCAGCAUGCCCUGCAUUUGGUUAGCGGCCGGUGGUGUCCUCCCCACUCAUGUCCUUCCUGUCCGUAACUGCGCUGCAGCGAGUCAGCGCCGCCAAGUGAGUCCACAUCUUUGUACACAGCGGUAACGUUUGCGUUGCUGCCGCUCUAGAUUCUCGGGCCCUUUUGCUCUUUUUAUAGCGUGGAGUUUUGUCCUUCUGUCUCGACUGUUGAUCUUUAGAGUUUUGGAUUCGUCUCAGUUUUGAAUAUGAAGACACUAAAAGACAAACUUGUCUCCGUCCCCAGGCGAGCCCGGCGGCCCAGUCAAAAAGGCCGGCACUUUGGCCCUGUACGAGACUGACGACCCCCCCGGGGCUUUUAUUGAAACCGAACCAUGCGGACUAUAGCUGUAAAACCAGGAACGUGAUUUGUUGUCGAGGUAAAAGACUGCUUUUCUUUGAAUCAGGGACGAGCUGCAGCAGCUCAACGCCACAUGACGCAGAUCCUCCUAGUUUUCGUCCACAUCUCGUCAACUACAGAUGCUGAGAAAGAUGUGUGUUUGUUUGGUGUGCGUGUGUUUGAUUUUUGUGUGUGUGUGCGUGUGUAUGGUUUGUUACCUCAACUGGUCGUUUUUUAACUAAGUGAUUCGGGCAAAUGUUCAUUCUCAAUUUCAUCCUCGAACACACACCCGGGAUGAAACUAUUUUUGUGGAAGCGAGUCAUGUUUUGAAGAGAUAGCUGAUGUUCGGAGGCGAGACCGGUGAGGUACCGUGUAUAUAAGCAAUCUGUAACCUUUGUGGCUUUUGUGUGACAGGGAUAAGAUGUUUUGAAGAUUUUAAAAAAUAGAUCAUAUACAAGUAUAUAUUUAAACGGCUUGAGGCGGUAGCAAGGGCAGCUCUGCAUCCGGGGCAGGAGGCUACGACACACGACAGGGAUUGUAUAUAUAAACUAUAUAUUCGGCAGGUUAUCCCUUAACAAAACAGACUUUUAAAAAGCAAAUGCGUUGAUUCUCAGUGGCUCGGUCUCUUUUGUUUAUUAUUAUUUAUGCGUGUAUAUAUAUAUAAAGUGUAAUAUGUGGACAAGCCAAGAGAGGGAGCUGUAGAGGCCGAAAGGGAAGACGUAGCCGUGGUGACUCGGACUGUUUAGUGUAAGCAAUUGUUGGGACUCUGUCACUGAUGGAGCGCACUUUACCCUGACCCCCACCCCUGACACCUUAACACACCUGACACACACACACACACACUCACACUAGGGUUGAACUGAUAUACCUGGCUGCUUUUAAGGCUUUUGUUAAAAAUCUGAUAUUCAGAAAAUACAAUUCAAUGUUUGCACUUUUUAUUUAAUCCUCCAAAUGAAUUAAUUUAUUACUGUACGUCAACCAAUCAGAGCUCCGUUUUACAACUCCUAUCUUCUUAUUGUGGCCUGCAUGUUUUGAAAUUAGGUGAAUUAAUUUAAUGGAUCACAGAAUAAUAAACUGUAAACAUUAAAGCAGAAGAAAAUUGAAUAAGACAACAUAUUAAAGCAAGACAGUAAAUUAAUUAACAAGAAGAACAAAUUAAAAUGCAAAUGUAUCAAAAUGUGUUAAAUUAUUUUUAGAUUAGAUAAAAUAUAAAAAAAUUACAAUUUAAGGUAUUUUUAUAUUACCUUUCGUUGUAUUACAAAGUUAUUAAUAAUGACAGAAAUGUGGGCUAUGUUAAUGCUGAUGGCAAGCAUUUUUAUUUGGAAGUACAACCUAUAAUAUACUGUGUAGCCAAAAUACGCUCAGACACAAAUGCCCCAUUGAAACACAUUAAAACUUUGAUCCCACUGCCAUUAGCCAAGACCCACUAUUUUCCACCAGAUCAAGCCAUGUUCUUAUGUUUGCCCUGUGGGGGUUUAAAUUCUGAAAAUAAAUUAAUAUUUGGUGGUUAUCAGGACUGAAGUUGGUUAAAAGAUUUAACUCAAUGAAAGUGAAAAAUAAUAUUAUGGUAGUUUUUUAGCACGAACAUCAGAGGCACAAGGGUUAAUAAUUUAUGAUAUUUUACUUUUUUAAUAUCCGCUAAGGAAGUAACCAUUGAAAAGAAAUCCCCAAUUUUGUUAUUGGUAUUUCCAUCCUUUGUAUAGGCAACAUCAGCUGCCACAGUGUGACUCAAACUAAAAAUAUUUUAGUUACUUAUUUCUCCAUUCGUUCUACAUUUAGAGUCAAGUGUCUCUUGAUGGUCUAAAUUCCACCUUUUAAAUUUGUUGCAGAUAAAAUCUUUACUUGUUAUUUGGUAAUGUUUUUGGCAUAUCCCAGUAUUGAGUAUUUGCAGCGUCAGAACAAAGAUGGCAGUAUUUUCUGUCUCUAACAUAUCAGUCAAACUCUAAAGCACACACACACACACACACACUAUAUGAUUAAGCGAGCCAAGGAUGUCCCCUUUUUUAUUUUGGACCUUUUCCUCUGGUUAAAAGCCAUGUAUGUAUAUUUAAAGGAUCUUCUCCUUCGCCUGUCACUGGUUGGCUGUAGUUUUAUAUUUCCGAGGGGUUAAAAAAACGACUAUGAAGGUAAAAUAAAUGUGAAGGAUGUCAUUUUUUUUUUUUACUAACUGGCAAGGGGUGGUUUAGGGUUUAGUGGGUAGAUUUGAAAAACAUAGCGGUCAAAAGUGCAAAUUCAUGUAUUUAUAUAUUUUUUCAGCCUCCAUCCAUUUGCUCGUUGAAAGCUUUGGAGGCAGAGUUUGGGUAUCGUUUUAGCACUAAGCCGGAGGUUUCAGAACGAGUCUCGAUCUUUUAAUGACUACCUCCCAAAUCCAACGCAGACUUGUCAACUUUGGGUUUCACCACAUCCAGCCAGCACAUCUUUCUCACGGGCAGGCCCUCUUCACCUCCCUCUCACCCUGUCACUCACUCACUCUCGUUUUAUUUUUUAUUUUUUAAUCCCAAACACUUCUGUCCCCACUACGAAAGCUGGUCCCCAUAACGCUGGUAUACAAACACACACACACACACACACACACAUUACUUUUCUGUUUACUCGGUCCUGUGUCAGCGCUGAAAUGACAACACGUCGACAAGUCAAAUUAUUUUUGGGUCAUUUCCAUCCUCCCAGCAGCCUCAUUACACACUACUCCCAUCAUCCUCUCCUCGCUUCAUCUUUCUCUCUCUCUCCGUCUGUCACUCACUCACUUGCUCAUCCACUCCGUGACAAGUCUGAGAGUCAGUAUUGCUUUUGCGAGCGUGCGACAGAGUAAAUCCCCUCCCCACCUCCCCUGAGUGUUAUCACUUUGACUGUUAAGACUGUUGUACCCUGAGCUUCGAACAAAAACAAAGAAACCUGCGUACGAAGGCUGCGAGAAAAUAAACAAAAUGGCUUCCUUUGCGACACGGGACUCGUGGGAGUUUUUUCUUUGUCACGUUCUCCAGAGCAACACUAGGGGUCGCUGUAAUCACAAAACGGAAAGACAAUCGUGCUGAGAAAUAGUUUUAAGAACCUGCAUCCCCCACUCCUGGAAAAAAAAAAAAAAAAAGCGACUCUUGCUCCUGUAUAAUGAUGUUUAGAAGUCUCACUCACUUUCCAGUGUUAAUUUGUGCUGGUGACAGUCUGUUUUUAAUUGUUCUCUGAGAAUUGAUAUUAUUAUUAUUAUUAUUAUUAUCAUCAUUACCACAGCUCUCACUGACGGUAGCUGCCAUGAUGGUAUAGAAAUCUGCGUUUUUAUUUGUGUAGGUUAGGCAUCUUGUUUUCAUUUUGAAUUUUAUUUUAUUAUAUAAAAAAUACUCUAUAAAUAUAUUUUUUGUUUUCUCUUUAUUCAGGAUUUGUUUUUUCUUUCGUUCUUCAAAAAAAAAAAAAAAGGGUGUUACUAAUGUUGCACGAUUUUUAUGACAUGAAACAAACAACACAAGCGUAGUGCUAUUAGUACAUGACACGUGUGGACGUGGGCGGAAACCGCCACACACACACACACACACACACACACACACACACACCGCUUCAAUGCUGCAACUUUUGAGUCCAAUGUACAAAACGUCUCGGUCCACACAUGCUAACGUGGGGGGGUGGGGGGGGGGGAGGGUUUCAGCGUGACACGUCUAACUUAUUUCUGACCAGACACAAUGAUGUCAAUGCAUGGGCGAAGAGUGACUCAUCUUAUAGGACAUACAGUGUAAUAUCGACACGAAUAUACAUCACACAGAAAUACAUUUAAGAAAAAGAAAAAAAAAUGGAAUAAAAAAAGUUUAAAAUAAAUGAUAGCUAAUAUAUUGUGUUCGGCUAGUCUGCUUUUUUUUUUGUUGUAAAGAUACUUUUUUUUUUUGUUGUUUUUUGGAGAAUGAUAUACAAUUUGUGUAUAUUUUCAUAAAUAAAGUAUGCACUGAUAUGUUAUUACAAAUUCUAUACUGCUUUUACAAAAAAAAGUGUUUGUUAUCGUACCAAAGUAUCCAUUGGUCCCCUCUUCCCCCCUGCCUCCCCUUUUUGCGUAUGUUUUACCGUAUUUUAUAUAUUAAAUAGACAAGUUGACCUACACAAA